GCAGACGACGCCGCUGCGCCGCCUCGUCUGGCGCUCGAGGAUGACGCACUCGGGCCUCGUUUCCUGACACGGAGAUCGGAGACUUUUUCCUCGGGCCUCGGAAGAGCAGCAGGCAUUCUUGCAUUGUGCUUUUGUGUGGCCUGUAAGGCAAGUUGAGCUCCGCAGUGCUGGUGUCAGUCUUUACGAGAGCGAGGAGGUUGUACGGCAAACCAUGCGUGUCGUUCUGGGAGAAAUACAUGCGAGGUCCUAAGAGAAGCAUAGCUGGCUCGAGGUUGCCGGCGUGCGUCAGGGGCUCCUGGCUGACAGCAGCAAUGAACCCAUUAUGACCAGACAGAUUGUGGCAGCAAGUUCUGUGGUUUUUGCUGUGUUGCCAUACCGUCCAGUUGCCAGCCUUAGUCUCGGAGCCCAGUAUGCCAGUAUGGCGCAGAGGAGUCGUCGCCAAAUAUACGAAACUGCCUUUGACAGUAAGCCUUCACUGUGCUUCCGCCAGGUGGAAAAGAAGACCGAGGAUGGAGGGGACUUGAUAGACCGCAUCGCCAACCACCCCAUCCUGCAGCUCCUCAACCUGCGCCGGAGGUCUCGGCAGAACGGCCAGAACAACAAUAACCACCACAACAACCAGCACCAUCACCACCACAGUGGAAGUAGUGGGCACAGGUCAAGGACCCUCUCCAGCAAUGUUGUUGCUUCAACUUCCUCGGAUCCAAAGUUCCAGGUUGGUGUAUACACACCUAAAGGCCGACGACGAGACCGGGGCCGGGGAAAGACCCCCCACCCAGCGCGCAGUGUCUCCACCCACUACAUCACAGAGCACCGUGUCCGCCCCAUUGGCCUGUCCAAGAGCGAUGAUGAGAUUCUCAACCGUGCGUCGGAUUCUCUUGAUGAGGAUGACUACAUUGAGGAUUAUAUCGAAGGCCAGAAUGCCAAAGAACUUUCAGCUGAUCUUGAAACACUCCACAUGCACAGUGACGACUACUUCAAAGAGGUAAAGAAGCAGAAGAAAAAUGCCAAGAAGGAGAAGAGUGAGUGGAAGGAACGAUCGGAGCUUAGCAAAUCUCAGGCCAUUCCACGGAAAUUGCCAUCGAAACCUCUGGAACUGCGGAGUCCACCCGGCACAGCUCCUCUCCCCAUUAAGUUCUGCAAGAGAACUCCCAUUGCAGAUAAAAGUCCCUCCAGUUGGUUUAGUCCACCAAGACAAAAGGACCUCAACCUCCCCAUCAAGAAGAGUUCGAGCAAGGAACACCUUGGCUUGAGUAGAAAUACACCUCCUUGUGAGAGCCACACAAGUCUCAAUGCCUCCAUGGAGGUCUUGCUUGACAGUUCAUCCCAGAGAGACAUUAAGUCAUGCUUCGUGUCUCCCCGGGUGAGUGUCAAGUACUCAAGCAUAGAAAGUGUUGUGACUGGAAGUACAAUGUCCAGCCUGGAGAGCCUGCGGAGUUCCAUGAGUGAUGGCAGCAAGAGCACUGCCAGCAAUGAAUCCGCUGUGAGCAGCUAUAAAAGUUCGUCCUUGGGGAGCGAUUCCUCCCUCAUGUCCCGUCCCUUCCUGAACCUGUGUGCCCCUCAUAGGUCACUCAUCCAGUCAGCCAAGUUCCAGAUCCUUUCGCCCAUUUCAGACAAAUCCCAGGAGCCGUCUUCAGAGAACGGUGGGCUCUCGCAGAAGAGCUCACCACAGGACCUGGCUGAGUUCAAUUCUGCCCUGGCCCGCCAGAAGACUCCGCUGCAGCCCCGGAACAUCCAGGAAGAUUUCCGCAACUUCCAUCACAUCCUGCCCGGCCCCCCAAGGGAGGGUGAUGUCCAGGGCUCUGACAGCGGCAUCAGCAUUGAAUAUGGACUACACAAGAGCAAAAAGGAAGAUGUCCCCUUCAGUGACUUACCCUUUGAUAUGCCAAAGCUUCGCCGACGAUUAGCCGCAGCCAAAGUUGGAAAGACCAGCCUGUCGAGUAGCAAUUCUUCGAUAUCUUCCAGUGGUGCCACAAGUGACGGGAAUCCACGAUUUAGUCUUCCGCCAAACUUCCAGCCCACAGUUAAUCCUGCCAUUUCAAGAUUACAGCUCUCUGAGGGCCAGAGUGGGACCUCCUCUUCCAAUUCGAGUGACUGGGAAACAAGAUCCUCUGCAGAGAGCAGUGACGACCAAGGUACACCAAAGUUGAGAAAUAAAGGUGAGAUUGGAAAAUAUGGUGUUUACUUGAAAUAUCUUGAUAUUUUUUCUUGGUCUUUUUUACCUCAGUUAAAUAUGUGAAUAAUAGGAAUAGAUAAAUUUAGAUUUAAGAAUUAUGGAAUGUAAGGAAUGGCAUGUUUUUCUUUGGAUGGGCAUUGUCUUUUGCUAAUCAAGAAAUGUAGGUUAUUGUGAAAGAUUAAUGAUUGCCUUUUUCUGUUGAAUAAAUUAUAUUCUUAAAGGAAAGUGUACACUUUUACUCUACUUUGAAUAAGAUUAAUAUAUAAUCUAAAUGGCUUACUUCAUUGCCUUUGUAUUUAUUUUUGUCAUAUAUUAUUUUGUAUUUGAAUUAUGCAGUGAUAAAGAUUAUCCCAAGAAAGGUAAAGGGAAAAUUGCAAUAAUUUUUCUUAUCCAUUUUGUAAUUAAGUUGAGGUUCAGAUUGAUGCUUAUACUCAAUUAGGAAAAAUAUUAAUGAAUGUGAUUUAUAUUGCUAUUUAUAAUGAAAAGCAUUUUGUAUUUUUCAUCUUAAACUUCUAGAUCAGUUCCCCCCAGGACAAAUAAAUGAAUAGGAAAGAGAAAGCAGAAAAUACCAGUAUUAACAAUAUUCAGAGUCCAUAUUGAUUCAGUGGUAUAAUUUAGUUCACAGAAUACAAAUUUUUAUCAGAUUUGCAAAUUACUGUUUGACGUCACCUGUUGAAAAUGAAAAUAUUCAUUUUUUAUGACAGUUUUCAAUAAUGAAGGCAAAAUUAGUUAGUGCAUCUCAUGUGAACGUAUUAAAAUUUCUUUUGUAGAUUUGAAUCCCAAUACUGUUGUUUCAAAAAUAUGUAGAAUUUAUAAAUUUUUGCAUGCAUAAUUUACUGAUUAUCAGCAUUCUAUUGUAUUUAAGUCAGGAAUGAUGCUAGGAUGUUUAUUGAAAUGAGCAUUUUCCUCUGUGGUUUACUGAUUGAUUUUUUUCUCCAUCAACUUUUUGAGAUGAAAAAGUUUUAGUGGUCUAGUAAAUGAUUUAGUGGUAUUUCCCAACAUAUAAAUGUAAUGUCUAUGUACAAAAUUCUUGAAACCCAAAUUUUUUGUGUAAUUUCUUACAAGUGUUUUUUUUUUUCUUCAUUAUAUGAAUAUCUCUCCUGCUACCUUCAUAGCUGUAGAAGCAUCCCCUUAUAUUAGAUGUGCUAUUGUUCCCUCUUGUAAAUUGUGAAACUAGCCAUUCCCUGUAACUGUAGCUUUUUUAUGUUAAUAAAAAUGCCUGAUGUCUUCUCUUCAUGCUGAAAAAAUGCCUAAAAUAUACAGAAAGAUGAUGGUUCAGACCAUAUGUUCUUGUAAGGUGGAAAAGGAAAAAGAAAAAAUGGGUUUAUAUGCAAAUAGAGCUUUCUGUGCAAAUCAUGCCUGACCAAAAUUUCCGAGAUUUUGCAUGGUUAUCUUUAAAAUUUCCCCCAAAAGUAGGAAGUGCUAUUGAUAAAUCUAGCAGUAAACUUUUAUUUAUUUAUUUUUUUAACCAUACUGAUAGGCACUGGCUGUCAGGUAUUGGGAAUUUUUAAUGUCUGCGCUAUAUGUUGCAUGUUUCGUUCUUUUCUCCUCUCCCCCCUCCCCUCCGUUCC
Messenger RNA from Penaeus indicus, 3747 nucleotides. RefSeq lists its product as uncharacterized. The record is from RefSeq and is a predicted model, not a curated record. The coding region runs from base 323 to 2239 and encodes 638 amino acids. NCBI's taxonomy places the organism in Eukaryota, Metazoa, Arthropoda, Malacostraca, Decapoda, Penaeidae. The transcript has 6 exons.